AUGAUCACAUGGGCGGCUGUAUUACUCCUUCAAGGUGUUGAAGACGGCAUGACUCACCAAGAUGAUUUAUACCUCAUCCAAGCACAUCUCCAACGCCUAGAACGAAGAAACCAGUCCGCUGCAAACAUUCAUACCGUUCUAUUCCGCCGACUCGAGUCCAGCAUGCAAGCCAUGCACACUCCGCCAGACACAAGCGAGGCAGUAGCGUUCCCAGUCCCAAACACAGGUGUCUCAUGGACUAUAUUCGAUCAAGAGAUAAUGUCUCUUGCAAAUCCGCCAUGGUUAUUUGACGAAUCGACGCAGCUGCCACAGAUCCAAAAGACCUCUGCAGUACACCAGUCACAGUCUGAACUCCCAUCUUUCCAGUACGACUCUGCCAUUCUAGCAUCCACAUCCCCACACUUUGCAACGCAUACAUAG
This is a messenger RNA of Penicillium digitatum Pd1, 420 nucleotides long. The record is from RefSeq and is a predicted model, not a curated record. Lineage: Eukaryota; Fungi; Ascomycota; Eurotiomycetes; Eurotiales; Aspergillaceae.